This is a messenger RNA of Lactuca saligna, 1140 nucleotides long. The record is from the annotation of a GenBank genome assembly. Lineage: Eukaryota; Viridiplantae; Streptophyta; Magnoliopsida; Asterales; Asteraceae.
AUGGAGAAUUUUCACAAACAGGUGGUGCUCAUUACAGGAUGCUCCUCCGGCGGCAUCGGAAACGCCCUGGCCUGCGCUUUCGCCGCCAGGAACUGUCUCGUUGUUGCGACGGCGCGUUCGCUUUCUUCCAUGCCGGAUUUGAACGAUAAGAGUGAUAUGUUCUUUCUUCAGGAACUUGAUGUCUUAAGGGAUGAGAGUGUUGUAGAGGUUGUCUCGAAUGUAAUCGAUAAGUUUGGGAGGAUCGAUGUUCUUGUCAAUAAUGCUGGAGUUCAGUGUAUUGGUCCUCUUGCAGAAAUCCCUCUUUCUUCCGCUCAACAUACGUUCAACACCAAUGUUUUCGGUACUUUGAGGUUGAUUCAAGAAGUUGUUCCUCACAUGGCAUCUAGAAAGAAGGGAAAGAUUGUGAACAUUGGAAGUGUAUCUGCUAUGACCCCUGGCCCAUGGUCAGGAGUCUACAAUGCAUCUAAAGCUGCUAUACAUUCGCUAACUGAUACAUUACGGUUGGAAUUGAAGCCAUUAGGGAUCAAUGUAACUAAUGUUGUCCCUGGAGCCAUAAGAUCAAACCUUGGGGAUUCAGCAAUAUCCAAUUACAGUAAGAUGCCGGAAUUGAAACUGUACAAGAAAUACGAGGUCGCAAUCAAGAAACGAGCUUAUUUUUCACAAGGACCAAAUGCGACUCCAUCUCAAGAAUUUGCAGAAAAGACAGUAGAUGCAAUCCUCAAACAAGACCCUCCUUCUUGGUUCUCUUAUGGUCAAUAUUCCACUAUAUCUGCCAUUAUAUACCAUUUGCCUAUUUUUCUUAAAGAUUUCCUUUUAAAGAAGGCUAUGAAUUGUUAGUAACUUUUUAUAAGAUGAUGAGGGUAUAAAGUAUAAACUAUAAGAAAUUGUCAUAAAAAAUGUGCAUUAAUCUAAUGUGGAGAUUAUUUUGUGUUUUCUUUUCAUAUAGCAUGUUUGAGUUGUGGUUUAAUGUUUUUCUAGAAUUCGUAUUUACAUUAUCGAUGAUAUAGAUAUAGAUAAGGAUAUGUAGUUGGUCGUCAUUUUGAGUUGUAUAAAUGCGAGGCUCUAUUUUGCAACUUGCAUAGCUGCAUGUAGAGUAGAAGACUAUGCAUUAAUGCGAGGCUCGUUAUAUUAAUAUUAUAG